AUGUCUUCCCAUUCUCUCCUCCACGUCUCCACAUCUCUGCCUCUCCACGCCCUCUCCUUCUCCACGCCUCUCGUCUGCCUCUCUCGCCUCCGCCUCUCAGUUUUCUACAUGUUUCAAUUGUGGAAGGGAGAUUUCGAAGUAUAUACGGUUUUGAAUCGGGAAUUCAGAGAGAUUGAACCAGGAAAUCGAANCGGGAAAUCGGAAAUUUCGAAGAGAUGGAUUCACCAAUUUGAUUCACAAUCAAGGAAGCAAAGGGAUGAAGAUACUGAGGGAGUUUCAACUAGCUACAAUAAUGGCUACAGCAAUGCUGCUAUGAAUGGAAGUGGUGAUAAGGGGUUAAUGUUGCGGGGUCGAUGGAAAAUCUUGAAAAUGAGGCGGAAGGGGAAGGGAACUCGCACGACGGCAGAGCAGCCUGGAAAACUAGAGGAGUCGUCAAUCAAUCAAUCAAUCCCGGAGCUUCAACCUCCAACGGGACCGAUGACUCAAAUAAGAAGGACCGAAAGCCCUAUACUGUUACCAAGUCGCGGGAGAGCUGGACUGAUCCUGAGCACGACAAGUUCCUCGAAGCCCUUUAGCCAACCAUUUUCGAUGGCACCUCAAAAGGCAAUUGAAACGAUUGGAAAAACCUUGAAUCAACAGCACGAGAGAUGGCAGCCUAAGUCAAGACUGAAGAAAUUCUCAUUCAUGAAUAGGUUGAAAAGAAAGGCAUUGAGGGCGAUUCCUGAUUUCUUCUCUAACGAAGAAGUCGAAGACAUAAAAGAGAGAUUUGCUAAGAUAGACACUGAUAACAAUGAUAUUGUUUCAACUGAAAAAACUGAAGGUUGGAUUACAAAGCUUCAAUUCACAACUGGCAGUCUGAAGUACAAAUGCUUAUUGAAACUUUGCAAAAAGGAAGAAGCAAAAGGCUUGCUUCAGCAUUGA
Messenger RNA from Fraxinus pennsylvanica, 921 nucleotides. Lineage: Eukaryota; Viridiplantae; Streptophyta; Magnoliopsida; Lamiales; Oleaceae. The record is from the annotation of a GenBank genome assembly.